AUGUGUGAGCCGACCGUGCUACACAGCCUGCCUCUCAGGUGCUCGGCAGACACAACUGGGGUGAGAGGUCAGAAACUCAGUGCGAGUCUUCAGUCUCUGUCUGUUCUCACAGCUCAGAGCUCCGGGGCUGUGGAGGAGAUUCUAGACCGGGAGAACAAGCGGAUGGCCGACAGCCUUGCCUCCAAGGUUACCAGGCUUAAAUCGCUGGCCCUGGACAUUGAUAGGGAUGCUGAAGACCAGAACCAGUACCUGGAUGCCAUGGACUCGGACUUCACCAGCAUGACUGGUCUGCUCACAGGGAGUGUGAAGCGCUUCUCCACGAUGGCUCGAUCUGGGCGAGACAAUCGGAAGCUUCUCUGUGGGAUGGCCGUGGGCCUCAUUGUGGCCUUCUUCAUCCUCUCCUACCUCUUGUCAAGGGCAAGGACGUGAGCCAGUGGGAGCCACAGGAAUCCAGGGUCUUCCUCACCUGGUAUCUUGGGCUCCUGAGGACAUGCUACAAAAAUAUUCCUUUACAGUGAUCA
Messenger RNA from Dipodomys ordii (Ord's kangaroo rat), 521 nucleotides. It is a transcript of the gene Bet1l, whose product is annotated as Bet1 golgi vesicular membrane trafficking protein-like. Bases 1 to 429 code for a protein of 142 amino acids. NCBI's taxonomy places the organism in Eukaryota, Metazoa, Chordata, Mammalia, Rodentia, Heteromyidae. Gene Ontology annotation, cellular component: Golgi trans cisterna; SNARE complex. The transcript has 5 exons. The record is from RefSeq and is a predicted model, not a curated record. Gene Ontology annotation, molecular function: SNAP receptor activity. Gene Ontology annotation, biological process: retrograde transport, endosome to Golgi; regulation of retrograde vesicle-mediated transport, Golgi to ER.